UGUUACUCCAACAGCUGUAAUAAGAUCGUCUCGGACAAAUUGGAAAAUGUCGGCACAGGUGAGCGUGCAAGUCGACCCUCCAGGUGCCAGAUAUGUCAUGGACGUUGUGCUCCAACGUCAGAGGGAAAUUAUGGCCAAAAAUUAUGUUGCCACACAAGUUAGUGAACAUCUACAGCGUAAACUUGACCUGAAUUCUUCAUCGUUCCUCAGUGAAGCGCAGUUUCACUUGGUUGGCAGUGCAGCAGAGAGUCUUGUAACUUCCUUCAAGGAUGACCAGGAUCUUCUCCUGAUACUUGGCCCUCCUUAUACUCCAGAGUACUUUAAAUCUGUGCAUGAAGCCCACGGAAGUAUUUUUUAUGUGGAAUAAGAAGACAUGGAACGGAGCCAAGCCACGUUAUGUUAAUGAGAAGGGAUAUCUUUCAACAUACUCUCUUCGAAGUCAGUUAAUUCCUGGUAUGUAC
Cherax quadricarinatus is the source of this 461-nucleotide messenger RNA. The record is from RefSeq and is a predicted model, not a curated record. Lineage: Eukaryota; Metazoa; Arthropoda; Malacostraca; Decapoda; Parastacidae.